CAGAGAAACAGAAAAAGGAGAGAAGAUGAAGCUGAACGCCUGAACUGAACGGCACCCGGAUCGAACUCGAGAUCCGGACCAACGAACGCACCGGCGGUCUCAUCCAACGGCAGAAGAUGCCUCCACACCAAAGUCGUCUCCUGGUCACCUCGGUCGCUCACGGCACUCUCCUCCUUCUCCUCCUUGCCGGCGCCGGCGCCGCCUCGCCACCGCUUGUCGGCGUUUCUCCCCAUGACGAGGCGUACUUCGCGCCGCAGGUGAUCGCCUGCAGGGACGGCUCAGGCUCAUUCCCCAAGAGCCGGCUCAACGACGGGUACUGCGAUUGCGCCGAUGGAACCGACGAGCCAGGUACUUCGGCUUGCCCGGAAGGCAAAUUUUACUGUACAAAUAGUGGAGACGAUCCUCGUCUCCUGUUCUCUUCGUUUGUGAAUGAUAACAUAUGCGAUUGUUGUGAUGGAAGUGAUGAGUAUGAAAGUGGUGUCCAUUGUUCGAACACAUGUAAAAAUAGCCAUGCUACUGCUGAGGUGGACAAUGGUGUUAGCGAGCUGUCAGUAACACAUUUAGAUGGUACAAAUGUAAUUACUAGUAAACAUACACUGGACAUAGAAGAUCUUAUCCAGAAGCUAAGAGGAUUAAGAAUGGCUGCAGUCAUUGAACUGGGUCUUGUUGUAGGUAUUUUUGUUUUCUGCUUUGCUCGACGGAACACUCGUACAAGGAGGAGACAGCAUAUUUUGAAACGUUAGCUAAGCAGUUAAUUAAAGACGGGAGAUUGGAUGUACAUGUGUAAGCUUUAAGCUACUAAGGAUGAUUGAGAACGGGGAGAUGGGAAGAAGGCAUUUACCAAGGUCUCCAUGCAUAAUUAGACGGCACAUCUGCUGUUUUAGAAAACUAUGCUACGAAAGCUGCGACUUGUUGCUCUUCCUAGCACUUAUUGUUGCUACCUUGCCAGUCCACCAGGACAACGGACCUCCUGUAGUAUGAGUUUCUGAGCUGGAGUCCAUGCAUUAUUUUUUCGCCCGCCUUUCUGCCGGUUUACAAGCGAAGAACUCCAGAUCAAUGCUUGGGGUGUAGAUUAAGUUCUACUUUGUUGGUCUUUAUUUGGUGGUGGCGUGCUGAGGGUGGAGUCGGAGUUUUUCGCAAUCACAACCUGGUGUAGCAACGGCAGCCUGACACAGGGGAGACACUGCUAGUUGCUUGUUGUGGGAGGAUGACGCUGCUAGGGAGGAAGUGACUGAACUAGUAAUAUGAACAAUCUGAAUCCUCUCUUCAAUUGAUGUAACUAGUACCUUGUAUCUGUCUAUGUAACAUGAUGCUGGUCUUUGAUGUAAUGUUGGCGGCACUAAUAAAAAACAAUCAAAGCCGAGGCUGUUGGCUUUCG
This is a messenger RNA of Lolium rigidum, 1378 nucleotides long. RefSeq names its product glucosidase 2 subunit beta-like. Gene Ontology annotation, biological process: N-glycan processing. Gene Ontology annotation, cellular component: glucosidase II complex. NCBI's taxonomy places the organism in Eukaryota, Viridiplantae, Streptophyta, Magnoliopsida, Poales, Poaceae. The transcript is spliced from 6 exons. The record is from RefSeq and is a predicted model, not a curated record. Bases 117 to 743 code for a protein of 208 amino acids.